AUGGUCGCCUCUGCCGCCCUACGACGGUGCAAACAUUGCGGAAAACCACAGGACGAAGUGGUCAAGAUGAUGCGCUGUUCAAGAUGCGCAUCAGCCGUCUAUUGCAGCAAAGAGUGCCAAACCGGAGCCUGGCCAAAACAUCCCUUGACAGCCAAGCUUCCCACACUAGCUAUUAUGUACGGUUUCCGAACCGCGGACGAGUUCCGGCAAGCACUCCGUGACUUCAUCGAGGCGCAUACCUGGGCCUUCCAGUCCUACGCGAGGGCACACAUCCUCUUGGAAGGCGGCACCGACUACAUCCACACGCCUCCAAAGCUCAUGGAGAUCCAGCUACGCUGUCUAUGCACACCGGGCGGUACGCGGAACCCCGCGCGGACCUUCAGCUUCGUUGGGCACCGCUGGUGCACGGUCGCGGAGUACACGAGCAAACCCAUUGGCGCGCGCAACUGGGCGCGUCUUGCGUCGAUGCGGGAGGCGGCGCACCGGUACUAUGUCGACGACCCGCGCUUCGUGGGCAUGCUCCCCAUGCAUUUUACGGUCGGGGACAUCAGCUCUGCGAAGAUGAACCUCUACCCUCAGUACCGCCCGUACGCCGCGUCUUGGAGGAGCCCUAGCGAGGCGGCGUUCAAGGGCCUGAUGGAGGACGUGCUGGUACUGUGUACGAGCAGCAUCUCGCUCGGACUCGCGCUGCGCUGCGCGGACGGGCAGGAGUCAAUCGCUGCGCUGCCGGGACGAUUCGUGCGCUCGAACAAGCUGUGGACUUGGAAGCCUCUCUUUACCGACUGGGAGCAAUAUCUCGCGGGACCCCGAGGGAUCCCAGGUCCGCACCCGGAGAUGUUACCAUAUCCACCCCGGUGA
Molecule: messenger RNA, 858 nt
Organism: Trametes versicolor FP-101664 SS1
Lineage: Eukaryota; Fungi; Basidiomycota; Agaricomycetes; Polyporales; Polyporaceae
Exons: 4
Coding region: 1-858 (285 amino acids)
Source: RefSeq, a predicted model, not a curated record